CACCGCACUCUUCUUCUAACCCUAAUUCCUCCACCACUUCUCAUUUCCCGUCAGCCGCCGCUGCCGCCGCUACACGUUCCCGCACUAUGUCCGACGACGACGACCACUUAGCCUCACCCUUCUCCAUUAAAAACUCUCCAUCUUCGUCGCCGUCACCGUCACCUCCGCCGCCUUGUACAGACGACAAGCUACUAGCAUUGCCUCUACCUCCGAUGCUUACGCCGGCGUCGGUGUCAGCUCGGACGCCAGUUUUUCCAGCUCGAGAAGAUUGCUGGUCAGAGGCAGCGACACAUACUUUAAUAGAGACAUGGGGUUCCAAGUACGUGGAGCUCAAUCGCGGAAAUCUCCGGCACCAGCAAUGGCGGGAAGUUGCCGACGCUGUCAACGCCCUUCACGGCCACACCAAAAAGCAAUACCGCACUGACAUACAGUGCAAAAACCGCAUCGACACCUUAAAGAAGAAGUACAAGAUCGAGAAGACUAGGGUUUCUCAAUCUCAAGGACGUUAUGUCUCCACGUGGCCUUUCUUCAGCAGCCUCAACCCCCUCAUCGGCGUCACCUAUAAAGUCUCGCCGUCUCCGUCGCCGGAAACGUUCAUUCCUCAACGUAGAAAGUCUCCGUCGCCUUCGCCGGCGACGUUCACUCCUCAAUGGAGAUCGUCUCCACCGCUGCUUCCUCCGCCGCUAUUUGGCAUACCAGUUGGUCUCCGGUCGAAGCGCCCAGCGGCAGCCAUGGAUUACACGGUGUCACGGAGGAAUUUCUCGGCCAUGGCAGCAGCGGCGGCGGCUGCGUCUGAGGAUUCAGGUGAAGAGGAUGAGGAGGGAUUGGAGAAGUCAAGUCGAAAGAGGAGUGGUGGGGUGGUGGUAGAGGGGGGUGGUUAUAGGAGGAUAGCUGAGGCAAUAGGGAGGUUUGGGGAGAUAUAUGAAAGAGUAGAAAAGGCAAAGCAGAGGCAAAUGGUGGAGUUGGAGAAGCAAAGAAUGCAAUUCGCAAAGGACUUGGAGAUUCAGAGAAUGAAACUUAUUAUGGAGUCACAACUGCACCUUCAAAAGCUUAACCGCUCUAAACCGCACUUCACAAGCCGCCAAUCUCAAACCUGAAAGGGUCUUAACGCACAAGGGAGAUUAAGGAUUCCUGGGAGCUACUCGCAUUAAUUAUGCUAGAAACAGUGGAGUGAAGUUGACAAUGAUUGGAAAGACUUGGGCUAACCAAGGAUUGGGACUGAGGCUUCUCCUGUGGUUGUGAACUCAAAUGUAUUCGCUGGAUUAUUUCCUUAAUUAUGUCUCAAUGAGAGAGUUGAUGCAUAGAUAUUCAUUUUGUGACAUAUUUUAUUAUAUGUGACACUACGUUAUUUGACACUGAUGUUGUAUGACUUAAAUAUCACACAAGUUAUUCUUGAUGAAAUGGGAAGUGAAUUCUCUCAUGUUGUGAACUUCCUCAGUUAUGAGGUACCUAUUUGAGGAACAGAUGUGUCAUGUGCGGCAAUCUUUCAGCGUCAUGUCUGCGUUAUACUAGGUAUUAUGUUAAAGCUGCAUAUGGGCACUUCUGAAUGAGCUAUAAAACAUCACCAAUGAAAUUGGUUUGGUGUGUAUAAGAGAUGAGUGUUUUUUCCGUUUCUGCUGCCUUGUCAGUUUUCUUUUGAUUGGUGGUCACUUUGUUUUGUACUUAUCACAUUUCUUAAACGAGAAGCUCACAACUUUCUGUUCU
Molecule: messenger RNA, 1704 nt
Organism: Nicotiana tabacum (common tobacco)
Lineage: Eukaryota; Viridiplantae; Streptophyta; Magnoliopsida; Solanales; Solanaceae
Product: trihelix transcription factor ENAP2
Cellular component (GO): nucleus
Molecular function (GO): transcription cis-regulatory region binding
Source: RefSeq, a predicted model, not a curated record